AAUCUUCAUAAAGCUUUCGCAACUCUGACAGCAAACAAAUACCUGUACCCGACGACGAAUAAAACGAUAAUGAAAAUGUCAUCAUUUUUAACAUCUCUCGUUCUGCUGAUGUUCACCUGCAUUCUCGCUCAAGAAUCUCAAGAAAACUUGGGGAAUCCUAAAUGCGAAACUAAGCCUCUGGACAGGAAGAUUCGAUUCAAAACCAAACACGGAAGGCUUACCGAGGGGCUGUUCACGACGGGCACUGUUUUAAAGUUCAGAUGCAAAGAUGGCCACAGCCUCACAGACAAUGAGGGACGCGUUUGUUUUGAAGACGGCUGGUCUCACGAUGCCUUUCCGAGAUGCAGGCCAACUCAAACAAGCCUUGAAAACAAGGAUCAAGACGCAGCUGUCGCCCACCAGAACAUCAACUCUAAGCGAGUACCACGGAGGGCUCACGUUGGUCACGUAGGUAAGAGGUCCACCGUCUAUUGCCCUAAAGCUAAUGGUUGUCAAACAGAAUGUAAAGAUCCGUGGAUCCGUAAUGGCUACAUCAGUGGUAGAGUUGAGCGUCCUCAUCUAGAGGGCAGUAUGGUCCACAUCACCUGUAUGGACGGCUUUGUAUUCGUGAACUCACAGAAAAAAGAUGGCCGAAUCUAUUGUGAUGGAGUUGGAAAAUGGUCGCUUACACCCGAAGAUGUUUGUGUGGCAAGUGGUUGUCGUCAUCCGGGGAAUAUUGACAAGGGCAACAUGCACUUCAGCAGAGAACAAGCAGGAACGACCCAACUCUUCCCCUUCGGAACUAACGUGAUUUACAGUUGUGACGCCUCCCACACGUUAUUUGGCGGACAGUCAAAGCGGACUUGCAAACUGUCCGGGAACGGCCCUAUAGGAGUGUGGAGCCCGCAUGGCUCGCCUGUUUGCAUGUGGGUGCAGAGGGGUAUUUGGUGAUGGUGAUGUGAAAAUUGUGGUGAUAACGAACGAAGUUCUCAAUAUUUUGAUGAUGUUCGCAUCCAAGCUUAUGUGGUGGGGUAUCCUAAAAGCUUGUGGCGGGGAGCCACAUGUUUGAUCUUACUUUGCUAGAAUCUAGUGAACAGGUCAAAUGAGAAGAGGCAACGUGUGCGACAUGUAUGUUUCACGUUUUGGAGAAACAUGCAACUUCAUUUACGUUUUGACACCCAUUUAGCGAUUCAUGUGUCAAAGUUCAUUUCUUUUAGCUUCGACCAAAUAGUACAUUUAUAAAUGUAUUUGGUCGAAAUGACUUUUUAAAUCUUCUGACAAUCAAUCAUACAUUGCACAGUAUUUAUUUUCAUUUUAUUCCCAUGCCCGUUAUGGAUCUCUGUUCAUAGAUACUCGUACCAGAGUAAAAAUGGUCUUAAGUAAGCUUAUAUAUUCAAUCCGGUCAGAUGGAAGUGAUCUGAGAAUGUCCUUUUUUUAGGGACAUUAAUUCGUCCACAAAUCACCUAUUGUAUAACACCACACGCUGCGUCACCUUAAAGCAAAUUUCGCACGAGUAUUGCAAUGCCCUGCCCGCGCAUCAGUCAGUAUGAAAUGCUUGAUGUAUUGUCAACCUUACGGAAUUCUCACAGGCGACUUUCUGAAUGGAACCCUUUUGUCCACAUCUUCAGCGGGCUAACUGAUCUGCGCCGGACCUAUAAACAGGAAAUUGGAAGGUACGGCAUUUUCUUGGGUGGUGAAAAUGUCCCGGAAAAUGUAAAAGUAGGCUAAAAUGCUGGUCGUGCGAAAUGUGUGAAAAACAGUGGCGGUAAAAGCAAAAAAAAUAGAACAAUUCGCGGCUGCUAUUGCUCAGCAUGUUCACCCAGGUGCACAAAUAGGCCUACGUUGUCAGUUGAAUAUUCAAAUAUUGUGUUAAUGCCGUUGUUUAAGCAGGUUUACAGAUUCUAUACCAAGUUUCAGUAAAUUCAUAAGCAUUAUACAGUGACUGCACUUUGUAUGACCAGAGUCAUUCAAAUUUUUAUUUAAAAGAGUCUGGUAUGACUGAUUUCAAUUUUCCUGGACCACAAGUAAAUAUGAAAGACGUCCCCUUUUUAAAGUCAGAAUACGCGCACGAAAAUUCGUUGUUUUCGAGAGUAAGAACGGCCCCCAACAGAACAUUGCAGUGGCGGCAGAAACAAGAACAAGUCUUCCAAAUUUUAUAUCCGGGUACGCAUGCUCCAAUGCACUCCAUCAUGCGCAUGCGAAACCGGAUAUAUAAUUUGGGAACUUUGUUCAAACUUCAGCUGAACUGAUGAAAGUCCUAUGGAAUAUGAUUAUUAUAAUGUCGACGGACUUGGGGGGGAGAACGUGCAUAGUGCUUUAGAUUCGGGGCGUUGUUAGCAAGUAAAGGUUGGUUUUUCGAAAACCUAAUAAAACGGACGAAUUAUACGUUGCCAUAAAGGUUUAGAGAUUUACUACAUGUAUUCCAGCGUAAGCGUAAAUUCUUUAAUUGCACUAUUGACAUCAUGAAUCAAAUAACGACAAGCAAAAAUUUAUCGCGAUAAAUAUUUGUAUAAAACAGAUUCGGGGCAUCAUGCAAUUCAAAAAUGAAACAUUUCCGAUUGGGCAGUCCAACUGUUUCGUCGGAGGUCUGACCCCUCUAUAGGCAGCUAUAAAUAUUAUUGUAUAGUAUAACAUGUACAUGUAUGUAUACACGUAUAAACGUAUCACAUGUAACACUGAAAGUCAAUUAAAUAUCAAAUGAGAAACUCGA
Messenger RNA from Lineus longissimus, 2689 nucleotides. Its product is annotated as zona pellucida sperm-binding protein 3 receptor-like. The transcript is spliced from 5 exons. Bases 70 to 930 code for a protein of 286 amino acids. Lineage: Eukaryota; Metazoa; Nemertea; Pilidiophora; Heteronemertea; Lineidae. The record is from RefSeq and is a predicted model, not a curated record.